AUGGAUGGGGACGAAAAGCUCCGCCGAGAGGUUGCAGUAAUGCGCCUAGUGCGAGAAAAUACAAGCAUCCCAGUACCCGAAGUUCACGCAUGGGGACUAUCAAACGAGAAUUCGCUAGGCCUAGGCCCCUUUAUCAUCAUGGACUUCGUCCAAGGCGAGUCCCUGCAUCGCCUUUGGCGACAAACGGAUGAGGCGGUUUUAAGAUCUGAUAUCAGCGAAGGGGACCUCCGCACGGUAUAUCGCCAGGUAGCGGGAUUCUACCUCGAGCUUUCGAAACUGGAGUUCCCCCACAGUAUUCAUACAGACUUGGGGCCGCUCACGCUGAAGAUGCAAGAAAUCGAAGCCCAUGGGGCGGGAACAUUUCCAUCGGCGAGAGAGUUCUUCGAGUACAUUGCUGACCAGGACAUGGAACAGGUGUACAAACAAGCCAAUUCAGUCGACGACGCCGAUGAUGCUCGGGCCAAAUACAAGUUCCGCCAUCAGUUCAACGCUCUUAUUCCCCGCUUUGUUAAUGACGACUACAACAGGAUGAAGCCUAGGUUGCUGUGCGAUGAUUUUCGGUACGGGAAUAUGAUCAUUGGGAGGGAGUGGGCGUAUGCAGCGCCCUAUCAGAUGCUCUGCUCAGCACCGCGCUGGUUUCUCAUCUCGAAGCCAACUGAAUGGCGUACACCAGCAGGUGCCGAAUUCGAGCGGUAUAAAGCAUGUUUGGAGCUUUUCCUCGAUGAACUUGAACGCCUGGAGGUUGAGAAUGAGGAGGUCUGCGAACCGCCCGAAUGCCCAAAAGUGAACGGGAAUGUCUCCAAACAACUUGAACGCCUGGGGAUUGGGAGCGAUGAAGCGCUCAAGCAGGCCGAGCCCCCCAAGAAGCUUUCCGCCCAGAUGCGCAAAUCCAUGACGGACGGCACGUUCUUGUUCCACGAGUUACUGUACGAUUGUUACACGGAUGCCGAGAAUACGGCCUGGAAGGCGAUAUGCAGUCUGCAUCCUGAUUUUGAGGAUUUCACCCCAGUUGCGGAGGAGGAACUGAGGGAGUUCGCCGAACGAAAAGUCAAGGAGCUGGAGGCUUAUAAGUUGGAGUGGGGUGCGAUAAAGGCAGCGAUUGAGCGAUCUGAAAAAGCCUGCCAAAGCAAGGUAAAAUGAUGCAUGGUGAGCGUUUCCCAGUCCGAGCCUGCUAUUUCGCAGCAUUUCAGGAAGGGGCCUAGGGAAAGAGUCGGGAAGCUCAGGAGCACGAGCCGGAGGAAAAAGUCUCAAGUCCAUGACCAAUUUUGGUGAUGUCAACGAUCCUGUUGCGCGGAAAGCUCGUACAAGCACUCCCGACAAUGGAUUGACAAUAGUGGCUGCUAACACGGAACCACUCAAAUUCCCGCCCACACAACGCCAUUCGCACUACAGGGAGGGAACUCCAGCUAUGACUUCUGACGAGCGUUUUUCCGAC
Molecule: messenger RNA, 1435 nt
Organism: Westerdykella ornata
Lineage: Eukaryota; Fungi; Ascomycota; Dothideomycetes; Pleosporales; Sporormiaceae
Exons: 4
Coding region: 1-1140 (379 amino acids)
Source: RefSeq, a predicted model, not a curated record